AGCCCCAGGCUGCGCGCCGGAGACAAAAUGUACCAUCGCACAGGCGUACGUAUUUUCAUCCGCGGUAUGUUGGAUCCGCCCUCUCUGACUUGUGAGGUAGCCAUUCUCAUUCAGAUCAGCGGCCCUUUUCGUCGGUGUCGGCGCAGCAAUGGUGUUCUAUUUCCAAUAUGAGAAAGCCCGACUAGAGCGAAAGAGAAUCGUCGAGAUGAGCAAAGGUUACGGAAAGCCCAAAGUUGGUGGGCCAUUUACACUCAAAGACCUGGAUGGAAAAGAGUUCACGGAGCAGGAUCUGCUUGGAAAAUAUUCAAUGAUCUAUUUCGGAUUCAGCCAUUGUCCUGACAUAUGUCCGGAUGAACUUGACAAGAUGGGAGAAGCUAUUGACAUCCUGCAAGAAAGAGCGCCAAACGUCCUACGGCCGAUUUUCAUCUCCUGCGAUCCGAAUCGUGACACCCCAGACGUCCUGAGAGCCUACUUGUCCGAGUUCCACCCUGCCAUACAAGGUCUUUCGGGCACUUGGGAGCAAACCAAAAAUGUGUGCAAGCAGUACCGAGUAUACUUUUCCACUCCCCCAGAAUUGAAACCCGGCGAAGAGGACUACUUGGUCGACCACAGUAUAUAUUUCUAUGUCAUGGACCCGGAGGGCGACUUUGUCGAGUGCAUUGGCAGACAAGACACUCCAGAAAGUGCGGCCGCGAUCGUUCUUCAACAUAUCAGAGACUGGAAGAAGGAGGGCAAGCCGAUUGAUCCGACACCACUGCCCUACGUUCAGGCGAAGCUGGCUGCACCGGCUGCGAAGUAAUUACUGCCAUCGGAGGGCAUGGAAUCAACACAUACCUCAGCCGCCAACAACACUCAACGGAUGAGCGCAAAUGACAACCUGUUUGAUUGAGAGCCUUCAGCGGCAGGCCACGAAAGGAGAGCCACCAGUAGGCCACAUGACUACGAAGCAUGGCGAUAAUGCAUUUUCUGGGAUCAGUUAUAUACUCCACUUCUGAGCACUUGGCAACAGGGUCUAGCUUGGAUCUUGCCCUUGCAUCUCCAGAUCACGCCGUCUCGCAUCUUGCAUAUUACCACGAUCCAAUCCUGUUGCUU
Exophiala viscosa is the source of this 1092-nucleotide messenger RNA. Its product is annotated as SCO1/SenC-domain-containing protein. The transcript has 3 exons. Gene Ontology annotation, cellular component: mitochondrial inner membrane. Gene Ontology annotation, molecular function: copper ion binding; copper chaperone activity. The record is from RefSeq and is a predicted model, not a curated record. The coding region runs from base 149 to 799 and encodes 216 amino acids. Gene Ontology annotation, biological process: intracellular copper ion homeostasis; mitochondrial respiratory chain complex IV assembly. Lineage: Eukaryota; Fungi; Ascomycota; Eurotiomycetes; Chaetothyriales; Herpotrichiellaceae.